Molecule: messenger RNA, 894 nt
Organism: Dermacentor silvarum
Lineage: Eukaryota; Metazoa; Arthropoda; Arachnida; Ixodida; Ixodidae
Product: serpin B3
Exons: 3
Coding region: 1-894 (297 amino acids)
Molecular function (GO): serine-type endopeptidase inhibitor activity
Source: RefSeq, a predicted model, not a curated record
AUGGCUCACACUCCGGCGACUGACGGCGCCCCGAGAUCUACCCCCCAGAACCUGCAUCGGACGCCUCGAGCAAGGCACUGCGAAGAGGACUUCUACGUGUCCAUCCUCCCACUGGUGGCCGACGCCAGGCCCGAACGCACGAGGAACGAGAUCAACCUCUGGUUCGAGACAACGUCCCGCGGGCACGUGCCCAGCGUCAUGAGCGAAAGCCUGCCGACCACCGGCACAGACGGGUCUUCGACGGCGUGCCACGUGAUCGCGAGCGCCGCGUACGCCGAGCACUCCUGGGACUCUCGGUUCGGCCGGCACAGGAUGGUGCUGGCCAACCUCUACAACAAUGGCACCGAACCGUGCAAGACGCGCAUGGUACGCUCCAUCUCGUACUACCGCUACUGCGCGUCCAAGGCGCUCUCGGCUCGCUGCCUGGUCGUCCCGAGCUACCGGCUGGACGUCGAGGCACUGCAGCAGGCCCUGAAGAGCUGCGACGAGACGCUCGUCGAACUGAGCUUGCCCAACAUCGAGCUCGAGAGCUCCGUGUCGAUGCGGCAAGCCCUCAAGAGGGCUGGCCUGGCUGCUCUCUUCGACCCGGAGAAGGCCGACCUCAGCGGCCUCCUCAAGGAGUCUGGCGAGCCUCUCACCGAGUUUGUACACAAGCUCAAGCUCAAGGUGACCAACGUGGGCCACGAAGGAGAGCACCACGGCGUCACGGUGAUCAACGAGAGCGGCGAGCACCCCGGCUCGCCGAUCGAGUUCCACGUCAAUCACCCGUUCGUGUUCGUGCUCUACGAGCCGGUCAACAACACUAACCUGUUCGUCGGCAGGGUCGUCGAGUUGAUCAUGGUAGAACAGUCAUGCCAGGACAACACGAGGCGGGUGCUGUACAGGGCUGCUUAA